Messenger RNA from Mercurialis annua (annual mercury), 1786 nucleotides. Its product is annotated as flavin-containing monooxygenase FMO GS-OX-like 3. Gene Ontology annotation, molecular function: flavin adenine dinucleotide binding; NADP binding; N,N-dimethylaniline monooxygenase activity. The coding region runs from base 147 to 1571 and encodes 474 amino acids. The transcript has 7 exons. NCBI's taxonomy places the organism in Eukaryota, Viridiplantae, Streptophyta, Magnoliopsida, Malpighiales, Euphorbiaceae. The record is from RefSeq and is a predicted model, not a curated record.
AAUUUAAACUAAUAAAAUUUAUGAAGUCUCUGAAUUCAGAAUUUAAUAGUAACCAAUAAACGAUGAAAAAAUUAAUCAACUCCGAUCAAAAUAUAUUUAAUCCACGCUAUGCAUUCAGUUUAUUCAGCAAUUGUUAGUGUCCAUUAAUGGCCCAAAACAAAUGCCGCCACAGAUGCAAAGUCGCCGUGAUCGGAGCAGGCGCCGCCGGUCUUGUGACGGCACGUGAACUUCACAAAGAAGGCCACGAAGUGGUAGUGUUUGAGAGAGAAUUAGCUCAAAUAGGUGGCACCUGGGUGUACACUACGCAGUUUGAGUCAGACCUUAUCGGUCAAAACCCAACCCGACCCAUUAUCCACAGCAGCCUAUAUGAAUCCCUCCGGACCAACCUGCCCAGAGAGGUGAUGGGUUUUAUGGACUAUCCAUUUGUGAGUGGAGAGGGUGAAGGGAGAGACCCGAGAAGGUUUCCGGGUCAUAGAGAAGUGUUAUUGUAUUUGCAAGAGUUUGCUAAGGAGUUUAGGAUUGAAAAAAUGGUGAGAUUCUGCUGUGAAGUGGUUAGUGUAGAGAUGGUUGAUAAAGUCAACGACAAUGGUGGAUAUUGGACAGUAAAGUCAAAGUCAAACAAGGAAAAAAUAAGCCUUGAGAACGACCAUAAUGAUGAUGAUGAUGAUGAUUUUCUGUACGAGGUUUUUGAUGCUGUUGUUGUUUGUAAUGGGCAUUACACAGAACCUCGUAUAGCUGAAAUUCCUGGUGUCAAUUUAUGGCCUGGGAAGCAAAUUCAUAGCCACAACUACCGUACUCCUAAGCCCUUCAGGGAUCAGGUUGUAAUUAUAAUAGGCGGUGCCUUCAGUGCCGUUGAUUUAUCAAGUGAAAUAGCAGGGGUCGCCAAAGAGGUCCAUGUUGCAUCAAGAUCAGUUCCAGAGGAUACAUAUAAAAAACAGACUGGAUAUGAUAAAAUGUGGCUUCAUUCUAUGAUAGAGAGUUGCAAUGAAGAUGGUACUGUAGUUUUCCAGGAUGGUAGUGUUGUUCUCACAGAUAUUAUACUGCAUUGCACCGGGUAUAAGUAUCACUUCCCUUUUCUCAAUACACACGGCAUUGUGACUGUGGAUGAUAACCGUGUUGCAUCGCUCUACAAGCAUGUCUUUCCCGCCAUCUUGGCGCCAUGGCUUUCGUUUGUCGGAAUAGCAUGGAAGAUAUUCCCUUUCCCAGCAUUUGAAUUUCAGAGCAAGUGGAUUGCUGGUGUUUUGUCUGGUAGGAUUAUGCUUCCGUCGCAAGAGGAGAUGAUGGAAGAUAUCACCGCCUUUUACUUGACGCUUGAAGCUUCUAAAGUUCCCAAGCAUCACACACAUUGCCUGUUUAAUUAUCAGGCUGAUUACAUCAACUGGCUUGCUGCACAAUGCCAAUGUGCAGGCAUUGAAGAUUGGAGAAUAAAAAUGUACAACUUAACCGGCAAGGAGAGGAUAAACCGACCAAAAUCAUACCGCGAUGAGUGGGAAGAUGACCACCUAAUCUUGGAGGCUCAUCAAGAUUUCGAGAAAUACGUGGAUAAACCGGCAUUACACAUCGGAAGAUGACAAUCAAAUCUUGGAAGCUCACCAGAAGUUCAUGGUAUUAAAAUUUGUUCCUUCAUUUUAUAGCUGAUCCAUGAGCACUAUUGCAGCUAGCAGUAAAUUGUUUUCUUGAUCUUACACUUUUAUUUAAUUUAAUAUUUUCUAAGCUAAUGUUGGUGAAAGGCACAUUUUCACUACAAUUGAGAUUAAUUGAUUGCUAUAUCUAUUGUUGGUGUGCA